AUGCAAUUAUUAUUAAAAGCUCAGUUAGCGGUGUGGUUAUUCGUUGCCACUGUAUGGGCUAGGGAGCUCCAUGGAGGUACGACCGUCGAUUGGGGUACCCAAUAUGUCGGUAAUGGUGAUGUCCAUAUUUUCUCUGGGGCCAUUUGGUCUAUUAUCAACAAUGCUGCAUCAGAUUUUCAUGGAAACAUUAGAGUUGAUUCAAACGCUGGUCUUUACGUUUCUUCUGUUAGCCCAAAUAUUGCUUUGUCUGCCACUUUGAUGGAUAUGAUUUAUGGCUUUGUUAAUAAUGGAGUUGUA
This is a messenger RNA of Lodderomyces orthopsilosis Co 90-125, 297 nucleotides long. RefSeq names its product alanine transaminase. The transcript has a single exon. The record is from RefSeq and is a predicted model, not a curated record. NCBI's taxonomy places the organism in Eukaryota, Fungi, Ascomycota, Pichiomycetes, Serinales, Debaryomycetaceae. The annotation marks the transcript as partial.